Messenger RNA from Pyricularia oryzae 70-15, 360 nucleotides. RefSeq lists its product as uncharacterized. The transcript has 2 exons. Gene Ontology annotation, molecular function: heme binding; monooxygenase activity; oxidoreductase activity, acting on paired donors, with incorporation or reduction of molecular oxygen. The record is from RefSeq and is a predicted model, not a curated record. Bases 1 to 360 code for a protein of 119 amino acids. Lineage: Eukaryota; Fungi; Ascomycota; Sordariomycetes; Magnaporthales; Pyriculariaceae.
AUGACUGUGGUUUCUCGCAUGUCCGCGCGGGUCUUUAUGGGCAAAGGAAUCUGCGACGGCUUCGUCAAGAAAGGAACGCGAGUCGGUACGCCUUGGCCAACCGCGAUGCUGAUCGAGGAUUACUACGACCACCCGGAGCGUUACGACCCCUACCGCUACAUCAAGAUGCGGGAAGAGAGCCCCAGCCAUGAAAACCGGACGCACCUGGUCAACGUCAGCGACGAGCAUUUUGGCUUUGGCCACGGCUACCACGCAUUCCCGGGCAGAUUCUUUGCCGCCAACGAAAUCAAGAUCGCCUUGGCGCACAUGCUGCUCAAGCGGAGGAGGGAGGAGCUGGAUCUGUCGGCGCUGACCUGUUAA